Molecule: messenger RNA, 6073 nt
Organism: Octodon degus (degu)
Lineage: Eukaryota; Metazoa; Chordata; Mammalia; Rodentia; Octodontidae
Gene: Wdr26
Product: WD repeat domain 26
Exons: 14
Coding region: 163-1707 (514 amino acids)
Biological process (GO): proteasome-mediated ubiquitin-dependent protein catabolic process
Cellular component (GO): GID complex
Molecular function (GO): protein binding
Source: RefSeq, a predicted model, not a curated record
GCCGCCGCCGCCCCGGCGCCCGCCGCCGCCUCCUUGGCCACCCCCGAGCUGGGCAGCGGCCUGAAGAAGAAGAAGCGGCUGUCGCAGUCAGACGAGGACGUCAUCCGGCUCAUCGGGCAGCACCUGAACGGCCUGGGGCUCAACCAGACUGUUGAUCUCCUCAUGCAAGAGUCAGGGUGUCGUUUAGAACAUCCUUCUGCCACCAAAUUCCGCAAUCAUGUCAUGGAAGGAGACUGGGAUAAGGCAGAAAAUGACCUGAAUGAACUAAAGCCUUUAGUGCAUUCUCCUCAUGCUAUUGUGGUAAGAGGCGCACUUGAAAUCUCUCAAACGUUGUUGGGAAUAAUUGUGAGGAUGAAGUUUCUGCUGCUGCAGCAGAAGUAUCUGGAAUACCUGGAGGAUGGCAAGGUGCUGGAGGCACUUCAGGUUCUGCGCUGUGAACUGACGCCCCUGAAGUACAACACAGAACGCAUCCAUGUUCUUAGUGGGUAUCUGAUGUGUAGCCAUGCAGAAGACCUGCGAGCAAAAGCGGAAUGGGAAGGCAAAGGGACAGCUUCCCGAUCAAAACUAUUGGACAAACUUCAGACCUAUUUACCACCGUCAGUGAUGCUUCCCCCACGGCGUUUACAGACUCUCCUGCGACAGGCAGUGGAACUGCAAAGGGACCGGUGCCUGUACCAUAACACCAAGCUCGACAGCAACCUCGAUUCUGUGUCUCUCCUCAUAGAUCAUGUCUGCAGUAGGAGGCAGUUCCCCUGUUACACUCAGCAGAUACUCACGGAGCAUUGUAACGAAGUGUGGUUCUGUAAAUUCUCUAACGAUGGCACUAAACUAGCAACAGGUUCGAAAGACACAACAGUUAUCAUAUGGCAAGUUGAUCCGGAUACACACCUGCUAAAACUGCUUAAAACAUUAGAAGGACAUGCUUAUGGAGUUUCUUAUAUUGCAUGGAGUCCAGAUGACAACUAUCUUGUUGCUUGUGGCCCAGAUGACUGCUCAGAACUUUGGCUUUGGAAUGUACAAACGGGAGAACUGCGGACAAAAAUGAGCCAGUCUCAUGAAGACAGUCUAACAAGUGUGGCUUGGAACCCUGACGGGAAGCGCUUUGUGACAGGCGGUCAGCGCGGGCAGUUCUAUCAGUGUGACUUGGACGGGAACCUCCUGGACUCCUGGGAAGGAGUGCGUGUGCAAUGCCUUUGGUGCCUGAGUGAUGGGAAGACCGUCCUGGCAUCCGACACACACCAGCGGAUUCGGGGGUACAACUUCGAGGACCUUACAGAUAGGAACAUAGUACAAGAAGAUCAUCCUAUUAUGUCUUUUACCAUUUCAAAAAAUGGCCGAUUAGCUUUGUUAAAUGUAGCAACUCAGGGAGUUCAUUUAUGGGACUUGCAAGACAGAGUUUUAGUAAGAAAGUAUCAAGGUGUUACACAAGGGUUUUACACGAUUCAUUCAUGCUUUGGAGGCCAUAAUGAAGAUUUCAUUGCAAGUGGGAGCGAAGAUCACAAGGUUUACAUCUGGCACAAACGUAGUGAACUGCCAAUUGCGGAACUGACAGGGCACACGCGCACAGUGAACUGCGUGAGCUGGAACCCACAAAUCCCAUUCAUGAUGGCCAGCGCCUCUGACGAUGGCACCGUUAGGAUAUGGGGGCCAGCCCCCUUUCUAGACCACCAGAAUAUUGAAGAGGAAUGCAGUAGCAUGGAUAGUUGAUGGUGAAUUGGAGCCCACGACUUCUGUUUAACUUAAAAUUAGUCGUAUUUUAAUGGCUUGGGAUUUGGUGCAAACAAACAUGAUUGAUAGCUGGACAGACAUGCUCGUCAUGAAAAAAGAACCAUUUCUGAAGCCCGCCUGGGGCCAAACAUUUCCACCUUGCUUCAUAGUAACCAGUUGAGAUGAAGCGCAUCGUAGAGCGCUGUGGACACCACGUUGAGUACCCCACCGGUUGUGAAGGACUGUGCUCCAUUCAGGCUCACCACUGACUCAGUAUAUAUUUUUCCCUCCUGCCUUUUGUCUGGCAGGACACCAUUCUUGUUGCUCUUCUGUGUAAUGAAGUUUAAAUGCUUGUUUGGAAAACUUUAUUUAACAGUUUAGAAGGCUGGAUAGGAGUGCAUUAGUCUGAAGAGUACAUUGGAUAGGAAAGAAUUUCUUCCUUUUGUUUCUCAGUCUUUCCGCCUUACUUAGCUUGAGAUCUUUGCAGCUUGGUUCAUGGAUUCUAGCCUUGCCCGUUGCGCAGUAUAUACUGAUCCAGAUGAAAAACCAGUGAACUAUGUCAAAAGCACUCUCAAUAUUACAUUUGACAAAAAGUUUUGUACUUUUCACAUAGCUUGUUGCCCCGUAAAAGGGUUAACAGCACAAUUUUUUAAAAAUAAAUUAAGAAGUAUUUAUAGGAUUAAAGUGACUUCAUUUGUAUACAUUUGGAAUCUAAACCAGCUUAAAAACAGUUCCCUCUACAACUUAAAUGUGCUGCAUAACUGAUGCGCUUCUGGAAUUCCACAUGAGACAGAGGCAGACAGUGCUUGGAAGGAUGUGACACAGGGCAUUUGUAGUCAUCUUUGAAGGUCCCCCCCCCUUUUGUUUUCUUCCCAAUGGAGUAUCCUUAUCUGAUGGUGAAGAAAUUCAUGUUUCAAAAAGAAAAUUUUAAAUGUACCUACAUGAGAAGUCAGUAGUUAAUGUUUUCAAAAAGGUUGUGUCACGUUGUUUUCAGUUUGAAGAGUCAUUUUGGUGUGAUCCAGCAAAAAAGAAAUCAGAUACAAAAGUUCAUAGCUUACAUAUCGAUGUUAGAAGAACUCAGUAGAUUACAAACAUUAAAACUGGGAUUAAAACCUAGUCCUUUCCCACACUUGCCCUUAAUAUUCUGACACAGGGAUACAUGAAUUGAAGACUAUCCUCCUCAGUUCUUUAGACGUUGCCAUACUGAGCCUCAUUACCCACUGGUGCUUUGUGGGGUCGUCUUUCCCGCGCUGGUUUCCUUCAUGGAAGAGAACGUUUUCUUUUCGAGAAUUUCACAUUCAAAGUAAGUCAGCAGCCUGAUUGCACAUUGUGAUUUUAGCCCCGGAGAGCCGAGUCCAGUCCAGGCUCCCGAGAAGCCCUGCUGCUCAUCAGGAGGAGCCUCACAGGUCCCGCAGCCGUUUCCUUGGCAUGAUGAGUGCGGUGCCCCCAAAAUGAGGUUCUUCUGCGGAAGGACUUGGGGUACUCUGAUCCCCUCGAGGCCUGGCCCAGUGUGACCAGUCACACAGCUGGGACUCAGACUCUUCCAAGGAUCAGAAGCAAGGACAAAGGGGGAGUCACUGAAGGGAGAAGGAAGAAAAACACAUUUGGCCUUAAAAUAACGGGCGUUCUUGCAGAAGCCGUAGCGAGAGAAAAUGACACAUUGGUCAGAUGAUUUUAUCAAGUUGGUAUAUGAACUCAUAUUACUUUAAGCUCCAUUUUGCAGAGACCACCACUUAGAGAAUCAGUUCCUCUUUUGAUACUUCUAAGUUAACUAUAUGUUACCGUUUAUCUGGUACUUAAAUUUUCUUGACUAAAACUACUUUUUACUUUAAGCUUGAAUAAAAAUCUUCAUUGGUAACUAUAUACAAUUAAAUGGCAACUUGUCUUUACCUCAGUACAGUUGGAGCCAUUGAUUCCUGCGUGCCCUCCAGCCAUCAGUGAGUCCACCUGUCCACGCUUCCAGGGCCUUCCAGGGGUUAGCGCGUGGUAGCAGGGUGCUUUGCACGUUGUGAUGCCACUGAGCUCGGUGUCCCUGCAGCGUGACCUGCACCGCGCCCCCAGAGAUCCAAGUUUGCAGUGUUUCUGCAGUAUAGCUAGGAGUACUUGAGAGUAGGUAAGGCGAGGCACAGUCCCCAGAGCACAGCUCCUGCUGACAUGGAGUGACAGCUACGCAAAGGCAUCCAUAGCAGCUAGGCUAGUUGGCGGCUUCUAAUACACUGGUGUUUUGCUGUGCCAACUUGCCGUAAACGUCGGUUUCCUACAUUUGCCACGCAGGGACUGCUAGAAAGUUAGAAAAGAGAUGAAGAAACCUAGGACUUUGUGAUGCAGCAGCCUGAUAGCAGGACUUUCUAACUAGUAGAAAUCACUGAACGCUUGCAGUAAUGUUGUAGACUAUCAUAGGUUUAAGAAAGAGUAUACUAUCAAACUAGCUACAAGAUACUAACAAAUGUCAAAAUUGAAAAGUACCAAUACUUUUUGCACAUAGCUCAAAGUAGAUUGGAGAAUUUUUGGCUCCAAAAAUCAGGUUAGUAGGCUCAUUUCCAUGUGCUUAAAAAAUGUUUUUGUUACUAUGUUUUAAGGGCUAGAGCAAGAAUGAAGUUAAAUAUACUUUUCUCAGAGUAAUUGGUUGCUAAUGGUCAGAUGUUAGAUUGGGGGACUGAUAUCAGUGUGUGGGUGGUGACAUAGGAUUAGGAGUUGGGAGGACAAAAAGCUUCUGUUUGGUUUUUGUACGUUAUUAAUAUUCAUGCCAGCUACGUUUCUGUUGCUCUUAUUUUGGCUGUAUAAAUGGGUUAUAUUGAUCCAGGUAAGUAGUUUAAGCAGAGGAAAUUUUAUUUGAAAAUAUCCCCUCAAAUUGACCAUUUUAUUUACUGGGUGGGAGGACAGAAAAGGGAUUCCCUAACUGAUUAAAAUAACCUGCUAAUGGGAAGAAAAAAAGAAGUGUCGUCAAUAUUGGCCUGAAAAGAAACAGGAAGUAGUAAAGUGAUUUUAUUGUUAGGAGUAUUCUGCCUCGAGAGUGGCGUUCCGUGACAUUAAUAGAAACCCUUCUGUCCCACCCUCCCCAUCUUGGAAUUUUCUUUUCUAGGAUGUUGCCUCCUGCAAGCCAGCCCUGACCCUGGCUGCCCGUGGGUCACUAGCGCACAUCUGCAGGAAAGUGUCCCUGUCACUUUCACAGCAGAAGAAUGGCUGCUUUUGAAUGGGGAGAAGACAUUUAUCUUAAUAUCCUUUUGUCCCAUUUCUAAAAUGUGUAACUACCCUGGUUUCUCAUUUAGACUUCAGCAGCUCUCCUUCUCGGUUGCUACCCAGAACAUUACUAAAUUUCAGAAACCAUAGUUAUUUUAAUAUAUAAACUGCUAACUUUAUGAGAAGAGAAUUAGAAUUUACACUUGGACACUUUCUAAAAACAGGGUGAACGUAAUUAAAAAUCUUCAGUGUUCUUAAGCUAUUGUUUUAGUAGCUGCCCUAUAGUUGAAAAAGCAAAAUCUGUAAGAAUCUUUCCCUUAGCUACUUAGUCCAGAUAGCCUGGAUUAACAAAGCUACUAGCUGCGUGUGUGUGUGUGUGUGUGUGUGUGUGUGUGUGCUGUAUGUGUGGGAGAGAGUACUUGGUUCAUAGGAAGUCUUCACCCAGCUGUUCUGGGGUCUUGUCUGCCUUCCUCCACUUUGUGCACAGGUGAAGUGCCCUCUCUUGCAUUUAAGGUUUGGUUAAUACUGAUAUAUUUUUAUAAGAUUCAAAUUGUGUCCCCAUCUUUAACUUAAAAUGUUGUCAGGGUCACAGUGCUAGAACUGAAUCAUAACAUUUUUAGGCACAAAUGGAAAAACUGUUACUGGCCUCUUGAAAGUGUGUGGGGAGGGAACAGCUCACAGAAGCAUGUAGGGACUUGCAAACCAAGCUGUAGAGAUCAGGAGAACAGUCUUUCGAUCUCAAGAUUUCAGACUUGUCACAAUUUACAUGGCAUUGUGGUGGAACUAGUUAACACUUAGAGCUUUUGGUAUAUAAUUACUAUUUGCUAUGGACUGAUUAAAUGUUUCAAAGGAUUGUGUUCUUAAAUUUUGGAUUUUUUUUAACUGCCUCAGAUUAUAUUUAGUAGUUUAAAUUUCGCUUUAUUUCAUUAAAGUAUAAAACCUUCAGGCCUCUGAUAUUUAUUUUCACUUGCUCUAAUUAUUUACAAAACACCCUUUUGUUGACUUCUGUUUUAUAAAUCUGCAGUAUGUUACAUGUCUUUACAGUUUUUGUUCAGUUGAAACUACAUUACUUUGAUUUGCAUUACUGAGAUUUUUUUUUAAUGAGCUUUUCCCGUAUCAGUGCCCAGCACUUAGCCCAUCUUCAUUUUCCUUUUCUUUCAGUCCAAUAAACAGAGUGAAUUCCUGA